GAAAAAUAUAAACAUCAUACACAUCAUACGGCGUUUUAGUCCUUAAAAUGUGAUAAAUAAUACCAAAUAUGGAUUUGUAUUCGCCUAGAAAAAAUUGUUAUAAUUUGUUACAUUUAACUAAACUUCCGAUUUUUUUUUCACAAAAAACUUUUUUUUUCAUUAUAAAUAUUCUCGUCAAGACAAAAUUCAUCCAUUAUCUUUUUUUUUCAACUGCGCUCAAACAAAAGGUAAAUAUUUCUUAUUUAUUAACUUCAUUAAUAAAAUUUUUCUUUCUCCCCCUUUUUUAUUUAUUAUUAUCGGAAUGUGAUACUUUUUUUGUCAUAUAAUUCAUUUAAAUAUGAACUGUCUUAUUUUAAAUUUACAUUAGUAAUAAUUAUUAUUUACUUAUUCCUUUUUUUUUAAAAAAAAAA
Messenger RNA from Rhizophagus irregularis DAOM 181602=DAOM 197198, 410 nucleotides. The record is from RefSeq and is a predicted model, not a curated record. Lineage: Eukaryota; Fungi; Glomeromycota; Glomeromycetes; Glomerales; Glomeraceae.